AGCGCGCUCGAGUUUCCGGUGUGUCUGGACACUGGCGUUUGUUUUCUGUUAUUCAUCAGAGCGUCAGUUCAGCGCGAAUUCAACACACACACUAUAAGAUGGACAUGUAAGUUUACAAAGCGCUGCCCUACGACGAGCUCCUCAGAUCAUGGCGGUCCCCAUGGAAAGUCAGCUGCAGAGUAUUUUUGAGGAUGUAGUGAAAACUGAGGUGAUAGAAGAGGCGUUUGCUGGCAUGUUCAUGGACAGUGCGGAGGAUGAGAGGAAUAAACUCCUGAGCUGUUUAGGAGCCUUCAGACAGUACUGGAUCAGCCUGCCCCAGGAGUCACAUGAUCAGUGUGUGCAGUGGAUUGUCCGCUUCAUUCAUGGUCAGCACAGCCCCAAACGCAUCGCCUUCCUCUACGACUGUUUGGCCAUGGCGGUGGAGACCAGCCUCCUGCCUCCCAGAAUGGUGUGUCAGGCUCUGAUCGGCUCGGACAGUCUGGAGUGGGAGAGAACUCAACUCUGGGCUUUGACCUUCAAACUCAUCCGCAAAAUCAUCGGAGGAGUCGACUACAAGGGCGUCAGGGAUCUCCUGAAGGCUGUGUUGGACAAGAUUCAGACCGUCCCAAGCUUCGUGAGCUCGGCUGUGGUCCAGCAGCUGCUAGCGGCACGAGAAGUGGUGGAGUACAUACUGGACCGCAACGCUUGUCUGCUGCCUGCGUACUUCGCUGUAACCGAGAUCCGGAAGCUGUAUCCAGAGGGCUUGCUCUCACACUGGCUGUUGGGCAGCCUGAUAUCUGACUUCGUUGAUAGUUUCAGACCGACCGCCCGUAUUAACUCAAUCUGUGGGCGCUGCAGUCUUCUGCCGGUGGUCAAUAACUCGGGGGCGAUCUGUAACUCGUGGAAGCUGGACCCGAGCACUCUGCGCUUCCCGCUGAGGGGAAUGCUGCCCUACGAUAAGGACCUGUUCGAGCCGCAGACGGGUCUGCUGAGGUAUGUGCUGGAGCAGCCCUACUCCAGAGACAUGGUCUGCAACAUGCUGGGCCUCAACAAGCAGACCUUGAACAUUGCUCAGCACAAGCAGAGAUGCCCGGUUCUGGAGGACCAGCUGGUGGACCUGGUGGUGUACGCCAUGGAGCGGUCGGAGACGGAGGAGCAGUUCGACGACGGCGGCACCAGUCAGCUCCUGUGGCAGCACCUCUCCAGCCAGCUCAUCUUCUUCGUGCUCUUCCAGUUCGCCAGCUUCCCUCACAUGGUGCUGUCUCUACAUCAGAAGCUGGCGGGCCGGGGCCUGAUCAAGGGCCGGGAUCACCUGAUGUGGGUCCUGCUGCAGUUCAUCUCCGGGAGCAUCCAGAAGAACGCGCUCGCCGACUUCCUGCCCGUCAUGAAGCUCUUCGACCUGCUGUAUCCCGAGAAAGAGUGUAUUCCAGUGCCGGACAUCAACAAACCCCAGUCCACUCACGCCUUCGCUAUGACCUGCAUCUGGAUCCACCUGAACCGCAAAGCUCAGAAUGACAACUCCAAACUCCAGAUCCCCAUCCCACACUCGCUCAAGCUGCACCAUGAGUUUCUUCAGCAGAGUCUGCGCAGUAAGAGUCUGCCGAUGAACGACUAUAAGAUCGCUCUGCUGUGUAACGCGUACUCCACCAACUCCGAGUGCUUCACGCUGCCCAUGGGCGUCCUGGUGGAGACCAUCUACGGGAACGGCAGCAUGCGCAUCACUCUGCCCGGCACCAACUGCAUGGCGUCCGGCUCCGUCACGCCCUUACCCAUGAACCUGCUGGACUCCCUCACUGUCCACGCUAAGAUGAGUGUCUCCUUCUGGCCACCAGAGAAAGCGGAGGAAAUCUCUUUCAUCUUCAGGCACACACACCUGAUGGAACAUGGCUCUAAUGUCCCCAUGAUGGCUAUGGGUUCCUGUCUGAACCUCAUAAGGACGCCCAGAAGUGUACUUGUGAUGGACUCCGUGGUGAGGGAUAUACCAAACUCUUCUAUUGUUACCACGUAA
Molecule: messenger RNA, 1987 nt
Organism: Pimephales promelas (fathead minnow)
Lineage: Eukaryota; Metazoa; Chordata; Actinopteri; Cypriniformes; Leuciscidae
Source: RefSeq, a predicted model, not a curated record